Molecule: messenger RNA, 5882 nt
Organism: Anolis carolinensis (green anole)
Lineage: Eukaryota; Metazoa; Chordata; Lepidosauria; Squamata; Anolidae
Gene: slc12a5
Product: solute carrier family 12 member 5
Biological process (GO): chloride transmembrane transport; potassium ion import across plasma membrane; potassium ion homeostasis
Cellular component (GO): plasma membrane
Molecular function (GO): potassium:chloride symporter activity
Source: RefSeq, a predicted model, not a curated record
UACCAGGCUUCAAAUGCUAGAGCAGGAAGGGGCUCGAAAGGGCCAUCUAGUCCAACCCCUUGUGCCAGGCCGGAAUACCCAAUCAGAGCACCAUCCAGCAUAGGGAGAACUCUGUUUACGAAACUCCAGCUUCUGUUUACGAAACUCCAUCCGCACCCAGGACGGGGGUCCAGCUUGGAGCAUGACCGCUGUGCUUGUCCUUGCAGGUUUGGGGAGGCCGUCAACGGCAACCUGGUGGUGGGCACCCUGGCCUGGCCCUCGCCGUGGGUCAUCGUCUUCGGCUCCUUCUUCUCCACUUGUGGGGCUGGGCUGCAGAGCCUGACCGGGGCCCCCCGCCUGCUGCAGGCCAUCUCCCGGGACGGGAUCGUGCCCUUCCUGCGGGUCUUUGGCCACGGCAAAGCCAACGGGGAACCCACCUGGGCCCUCCUGCUGACCGCCUGCAUCUGCGAAAUCGGGAUCCUCAUUGCCUCCCUGGACGAAGUGGCCCCCAUCCUCUCCAUGUUCUUCCUGAUGUGCUACAUGUUUGUCAACCUGGCCUGCGCCGUGCAGACGCUGCUGAGGACCCCGAACUGGCGCCCACGCUUCCGCUAUUACCACUGGACACUCUCCUUCCUGGGCAUGAGUCUCUGCUUGGCGCUGAUGUUCAUCUGCUCCUGGUACUACGCCAUAGUCGCCAUGGUGAUCGCCGGGCUCAUCUACAAAUACAUCGAAUACCGAGGAGCGGAGAAGGAAUGGGGAGACGGGAUCCGCGGCCUCUCGCUCAGCGCGGCCCGCUAUGCGCUCCUGCGCCUGGAAGAAGGGCAGCCCCACACCAAGAACUGGAGGCCGCAGCUGCUGGUGCUGGUCCGGGUGGAUCAGGACCAGAACGUGGUGCACCCGCAGCUGCUCUCCUUCACCAGCCAGCUCAAGGCCGGCAAGGGGCUGACCAUCGUGGGCUCCGUCCUGGAGGGAACCUUCCUGGACAACCACCCCCAGGUCCAGCGGGCUGAGGAGUCCAUCCGUCGGCUGAUGGAGGCGGAGAAGGUGAAGGGCUUCUGCCAAGUGGUGACCUCCUCCAACGUCCGUGACGGCGUCUCCCACUUGAUCCAGUCCAGUGGCCUGGGUGGCCUCCAGCACAACACCCUCCUGGUUGGCUGGCCACGCAACUGGCGCUCCAAGGAGGACCACCAAACCUGGAGGAACUUCAUUGAACUGGUGCGAGAGACCACCGCGGGGCACAUGGCGCUGCUGGUGGCCAAGAACGUGGCCAUGUUCCCUGCCAACACCGAGCGGUUCUCAGAGGGCCACAUUGAUGUCUGGUGGAUCGUCCAUGACGGAGGGAUGCUGAUGCUGCUCCCCUUCCUUCUGCGGCAGCACAAGGUCUGGCGCAAGUGCAAGAUGCGGCUCUUCACCGUGGCCCAGAUGGACGACAACAGCAUCCAGAUGAAGAAGGACCUGACCACCUUCCUGUACCACUUGCGCAUCACGGCAGAAGUGGAAGUUGUGGAGAUGCACGAGAGCGACAUCUCGGCCUACACUUACGAGAAGACGCUGGUGAUGGAGCAGCGGUCCCAGAUCCUGAAGCAGAUGCACCUCACCAAGACGGAACGGGAGCGAGAGAUCCAGAGCAUCACAGACGAGUCCCGGGGCUCCAUCCGGCGCAAGAACCCCACUAACACGCGCCUCCACCUCAGUGUCCCAGACGAACAGGUGGGCGACAGCGAGGAGAAGCCCGAAGAAGAGGUGCAGCUCAUCCAUGACAAAAACCCCACCAGCAGCUCUCAGUCGCCGGGGGAUGAAACAGAAACAGAAACGGAAGCCGAGGCUGAGGCCGAAGCCGCCCCCGAGAAGGUCCACCUGACGUGGACCCAGGAGAAGGUGGUCGAGAAGAACAAGGCCUCCCAGAGCCCCAUCAGCCCCGAGAGCAUCAAAGACUUCUUCAGCAUGAAGCCAGAGUGGGAGACCUUGAACCAGUCCAACGUGAGGAGGAUGCACACGGCGAUCCGGCUCAACGAGGCCAUCGUCAAGAAGUCCCAGGACGCCAAACUCGUGCUGCUCAACAUGCCGGGACCCCCCCGGAAUCGCAAGGGGGAUGAGAACUAUAUGGAGUUCUUGGAAGUGCUGACUGAGCACCUGGACCGGGUCCUGCUGGUGCGCGGCGGCGGCCGGGAGGUGAUCACCAUUUACUCCUGAGAAGCCCCUCCGUGCCGCUCCCUCGCCUGAAGAGCUGUGCCCUUCCUCGAGCCCCUUCCCCAGCAUCCCCUGCACCCCUCUCCCCGAGAGCAAGGCGGGCACGGCCCCGUCUCCGCCACCUGCUCUCCUUCCUUCCUUCCCUCCUUCCUUCCUUCUUCGGCACCCUUCGAACUGCAGUGCCAGGCGCAUCUGAGCACCAAGGCAACCGCUGCCUCCGCCCCGCAGCAGAAGCACCGCCACCGCUGUGUUGACCCACAGAUUGAUCGGACGCCGACUCUGGACUGACCGCUCGCUGUCGGGCGGACAGAGCCCCGCUGUUGGCAGCUAAGUGAUGCUUCUGGGCCUCCUUCCCGGGGCGGCCGGAGGCGCUGGUUGUGCCGGCCCCUUGUCCCGCUCCCCGCUGCCUGCUUUUCCAUCAACCAUUGCCUUCUGUCGGAUGUACCCCCCUCCCCCCCCAACCUAUCCGUAACCCACCCACCAAGCGAAGGGGAGAGGACACCAGCUACGGCUACCAGCAUGCUUUCCCUGCCGGCGCUGGCCUCUCCCCGCCCCUUGCCCUUUCUCCCCGGGGCCAAGGCGUGGGACCCUCACCCCUUUGUCUGGACUUGGAUGGCGGUGGGUCCGUCCCCUUUGGGGAAGGAGAGUGGGUCUGAGAUGAAGGUACCUGCGGGGGACAGGUGGGCUUGACUUGGCCUCCUCCUUUGGUCCCCUUUGAGUCGCCGGUCCUUUGUGUCCAUGAUAUGGCCAGGCAAGGCCUCGCCGGGGAUGGAUCUGCUUAUGGGUUUGGGUCAUCGGCUGCCCCAGGCCCAGGGAGUACGUCCGCUGCCCAUCUCCCCAAACGCUGCUGGAGAAAGGCCCCGACCUCCAGCUCUCCAGCCACUUUGCACUUUUCCUCUUGCCUGGGCCCCCAUGCCAGGUGUCUGUCCGUUCGUCCGGCCAGCGCUGGGCCACGAGUCGGUGCCCUUUUGGGCCAAUGCCGUCCCUCCUCCGCUGCCGCCGUCCCAGGCUGCUCCAUGCCCCCCUUGCACUUUAGGAUUGGGCUCAGGUGGCAGCGGCCACGAUGCUCGCAGAGCCCACCCACCCACCCCCCCGCCCCAUCAGCGCAAAGCCCUUCUCCGCUUCAUCCCCCCCACCCCCCAAUCCACAAAGGGCUGCAAAGGCUGGUGGGGCUCUGCUUCCCCUCCUCUGCUGCCGCUCCCCUGGCCUCCUCUUUAUACCAAAACGUGUUUGCAUGUGAGGCUAUGGGACCCUGCCCCCCAGCCCACCCCCCAAACCCAUGGCGCUUUGAUCCCGUGUGAAUAGAGACCCCCCUCCUUCCAGGAUCUCCCUUCCCUCCGCUUUGCUCCGGCCGGGGCUGUAAAUAGUGUACAUAGCACAGGACAUAUGUAUUUUUAAAAGUGGUCAUAUUUAUGUGAAAAGAAACCAGACAAAGUCUAUACAACAGAGAAAGAAAGAUUAUAAUGUACCGAGGAAUGUUUUCUUGCGAGGGGAUUGGGGGGGGGGGGGCUAGUAGGUGUCUGCUGCCCAGGUCUGGGGAUGGUGGUGGUGGUGGUGGUGCAGAACUGGGCCUGACCCUUGCAAGCCGGGCAGAGACCCGUCUUGGCGCUGGUGCAGAAGGAGAAUGGCUGCAAACCGGCGUACCCCUGUCCUGUCCCGUCCCCGUCUGCACGCACCCCUUCCCCUGCUUUACUCCUGUCCUUCCUCCUCUCUCUGCUCCUCCUCCUCCGGGUUCUUCUUUAUCAGGGAAAAAGGGCCAGAACCGCCUGAUCCGGUUGUGCAGCAGAUCUGAGCUUCCACUACAAAGUGCGGCCUGCUAAGCCUCAAACUCUCCUCCUCCUCACCCCAUCCUUCCCCGCAUCCAAUGCAACUCCAGUCCAACCCUUUGGCUCCUUCCUCUAUGGCAGGCAUGGGCAAACUUUGGCCCUCCAGGUGUUUUGGACUUCCAACUCCUACAAUUCCGAACAGCCAAUAGUGUCAGAUUCUGGAAGCUCUUGAAAUGAAAGGCAAGCUCACGAAGAUCAAUCACUGGAAACAAACCGUUUAUUCCAUCUUUCCACAGAUCUAAAAAAGAUAGUUCUAAAGUUUUCCCACUCUAACCUCCUGUAUAGAUCAGCCCCAACUCCCAUCCACCUCUUAGUGGGCAAACACUGUGCCCACAGUCUGUUAAGUGUAGUUUCAGUUUCCCUCACAAAACAAAGGUCUUAUUUACACUACCUUCCCCAACUGGUCCCAACCUCCCCACCUCCUUGUUUAGGUCAGAGAACCGAAGCAGUCAGUCCCAGGCUGCUACAACGAUCCUGACAGGUAGGAAUAGUCCAAAACACCUGGAAGGGGCAAGGUUGCCCGUGCCUGCUCCAAGGCCUGCUUGGCCCUCAUGGCCAUACAUAUCCCAGGGAAGAGCAAGAGGAUGCCUGGCAGGAAGGGCUCUUCUCCCGCUUCCUCAAGAGCAGGCAGAACGCACCCGUUGUUCCCAUGGGUUCGUGUCCACAUGCGCUCAUGCGUGGACACAGGGCCUUCCGCCCACUCCCCCAAAGACCCCUCUUCCUUCCCUCUUCCCGAAGGGCCCCUCUGCCUUCGUGUCCCAAAUGCAGGGGUGCCUCACUCAUUCCCUGGACUGGUCAAAGGCUGACCCUUCUCUGGCCCGUCCAGUUGGGAGGUGCCCCCUCUUCUCCCAUCAGCCUUUCCCUUGGGAGAGGGCCAUGUUUAGCAGGUGGCACUGCAUGCUAGUUUACACCCCCGUUCUGAGCCCCGCACCCACUCCACUCCACCCCACCCCACCCUCUGUAAGCACACUGGCUGCUCUCCUCUGGGCCCCCUUCCUUCCCCUGCUUCGCACCUGGGGACCCCCGAGCCUCCCCUCAAGGGAAAGCAGGGCCCGCACCUAUGCAGGGAGAAGGGGUGCAGAACCAGCCCCUUCCCUGGCUCACAAACAGCAAAAAAAACAUUGGGACGGGGGCAAGCCGUUGGGGAGAGACCCUUGCUGCGCUGUGGGGCCCAUGCGCCCCCAGUCAUGGAGAUGGGGGCUGGGUAUUGAUGGACCACACUGUGCUCCUCCUCCAUUUUGGUAUUGGGGCCCAGCAAGGGAAGGGCCCAGAGGCCCACGUUUGCGUUGGUUGGAAAGACAACUCUCCCACCCUCCUUCCUUCUCCGCUCCCUCCCUUUUCUUUCUGUGCUCCACGUGCAAUCUCUUUGUUCUGAAUGUCAAUCACCCGUUGGCUCACCCAGUUAACCACCUUUAUAACCGGUCACCACCGUAGCUGACCCGUCUCCCGCCCAUCCAUCCAUCCAAGUGACUUUGAUUCAAGUGCAAUACUUCGAUAGCUAUCUCUCUCUCGUGAGCUUGUCCAUAGGCUUUCUGUUCUAGGGAAUACUAUUCUUCUUAUUAUUCUUAUUACGUGUGCAAAGCAACGCCAAUACGUUUCCUCCUGUAAAUAAACCGGGUUGCACAUCCAAAGGAACGCGCAUCCAGCUUGCCUUUACUUUGUGUGAGUGUUUCCGUGGCCUGCCUCCCGGGCUGCCUGGGUACUGACCCCCCCUCGGCCCCUUGCCCUCUGCCCCACGCUGUUCUCUGUGCCCAUAGAUAUAUCUCCAAGGGGCCGCCCGCGGCUCCUCCUUUGAUUGCUUGUGUUGACGCUUCUACUGUAUUUUAUUUUAUUUUUUAGACUCCUGUCUGCACAAAAUGCAAUAAAAGGAUUUUAUUACACCCUUCA